GCGGCUAUUGCCAUGGUACAGUGUCGGCCACAGAACUGGGAGCAUGACGAGGCAGUAUCACAAAACGCAGACACAGUGACCAUAAUCCCGUUCUACGGCGGCGGAAAGGGUCAAUCGCUGGUGAUCACGAAAACGGAAGACGGAAAAGUGACAACGUCGAUCAUAAAAACGCCCACUUCCGGCACGACUACGACCGAGGAAUCGACGAGCCCGGCCGAAGUGGAAAACCCGCCUCUACCGAGCAAAAACGAAAUCGUCAAGGCCAGGAACAUGAAGGAGGAAGAAGAGGAGGCCGUCGUCGUCGAAAAAGAAGAAGAAGAGGCGGAGGGUCAGUUGGAGCACGAAUCGCGCGAAGGUUUGAGCGCCUGGUUCGCGAGGAAGAAGCAGAAUAAGGUGGAGAAGGUGGCGGAGAAGAAGAAGAAGACCACCACCAAGGAGGAGGUCGACGAGGAUAAGAAAAAGAAAGAGGAGGAGGAUAAGAGGAAAAAGGAGGAGGAAAACAAGAAUAAGGAAGAGGAGAAUAAGGAGGAAGAAACUGUGGAUGCAGAUGAUACAGUUGCCAUUAAUCUUCCCAGCGAAGAUUCUUCAAUUGCCGAAGCAAAACCCGUUGGACUAGCAAUAGCAGGGGAAGGCGGUGUUGCCGCUAGCAAACCAGUGGCGCAAGCAGUGGUGGGUCCAGGGGGUUUGGCAGUUGCCAGACCUAUAGCGACAGCUUUUGCCGGGGUACCUCCGGAUCAAGUCCCCAAUUUUGGAAAGAAAGGAUCGCACGAAAAAAAUAGUUAUCUCAGCAAGAUUUUAUCGAGGUAUCAUCAAGAAUAAUUGUGUGGGCUUUGAGGAUUUUUUUAAAUAAAUGAUUAGGAAAUUAA
Messenger RNA from Brassicogethes aeneus, 866 nucleotides. The record is from the annotation of a GenBank genome assembly. NCBI's taxonomy places the organism in Eukaryota, Metazoa, Arthropoda, Insecta, Coleoptera, Nitidulidae.